GGUCGACGACGGACGAGCCUGGGGCACAACCUACGUCAGUACGCCAGGUUCAGUGUACGUACGAUGUCAAGGUCCAGUAUUUAAUCACUAAAACUGUAACGACGCGUCACUCUUUAGACCGGUUAGGUUAUCUGUUUCGACACCUGGACGUUUACGGACCUCUACCCCACCAUCGCGUUGCAAAGUUUGGAAAACUGCAGCUAUGCUGACUCGAGCAAGAAAGCGGGCUCAGAUAUCUCUGGCCCCGCCUCCGCCCGUGAAGGGUACAGUCGAGGAACUGCCACCCCCGCCGCCGCCGCCCCCGCCCCCGACGACGCUCCUCUCGCUGCCCGACGUGCCGCUAGUGGAGGUGCUCUCCCACUUGUCGGUGGAGGACCUGGUGCGCGCCGGGCAGGCGACCCCCAGGCUGGGCGCGCUCACCAGGGCGCACGCGUCGCUGUGGCGCGGGAAAGAUAGGAGUUACAAGAAGUACUACUUCGAGGACGUCGCCGCGAUGUCGGCGCUGCUGCGGGCCGUGCCGCCCGUGUACAAGUUGAAGUUCACCGUGCACCGUUCUCCCAUGAUUGUCGUCCAGUUAAAGUGCUUCACCAGGCAAACUCAGCUGAAAGCCUUCACCACGUUGGCAGUGCAGGCCAUCACCGCAGAGCGCUGCGUCAGCAUAAUCCAGGAGGUUAAGGCUCACCUGGAGUACCUGGAGAUCUCGGGUCUUGAUCGUGGGCUGGAGGUUCUCCUGCUUAGCUUACGAUCCACCCGCCUCCUGCGAAAUCUGGACGUCGGCUUGGAAUCCUAUUUUUUAAAAUGUAUCUUCAGCUGGCCGCAGGCGUGGGCGUUGCCUUACCUGCACCACGUGUCCUUGGCAAGUACCGGCGAAUACUACGACGGCUCUCGACAGCAGCGGGGACCUGAUCACACCGUACUCCAAGCCUUCAGCUCGCUGCUGCUGGCGCACACUCGUACUGUGCGCUGCUUGAACCUGAAGACGUUGGAAAUGCUGCCGUUGCUGCCGCUGCUGGACUCCCGUCCUGGCGGACUCGAUCGGCUGCUCGUGACUGUGACUGUGCCCUCCAGACCGGCCGUGGUGCUGCAGCCAGUGCAAAGGCUCCAGGAUCUGAGGAUCCUCUCGACUGACUGCGGGAUGAUGAUACUCAAAAACCAGAUUAUCUCGUUGCUGGAGUCGUGCAAGGGCUCACUGCAACGCCUGGAUGUCGGAAGCUGCCGUUCGCUGACGCUCCGCGUCCUGGCUGGCGCGCAGCUCGGCGGCCUGAAGCACCUAGUUCUCAGAUUUGGUUUCACGGAAUGUCGCCUGGAGCCGAACGCUCUGCAGGCGGCGCUGGCGAGCCUGCCCAACCUCCACUCUCUCCACAUCCUGAAGCUACGGACGCCGCCGCCGCCCGAGGCGCUCGCCUGCAUCCCCGCUGGAGCCAUCCCGGCACUGAGCAUCGUGUUCUUCACGGACAGCUUCACGGCUGAACAGGACGCCGACCCUUCGUCUGACUACGCGGGCUUUGCACAGUGCCAGGACCUCGUGCGCAGGUCCCCGAUGCCGCUCCACGUAGUUGUGAAGGUGACCUGGCGUAAACCUCUCGUCUUGGUUCCUCAUGGUGAAAGGUGCAUCCUCUUCUUCAAACACCCAACGACGGCCGAACCGGAUGCGGCCUUGUGUACCCUAUGCGCCGAAGCCGAAACUGCUUUACGUUCGCAUUGCUUCAGCUACGGCGUCGCCGUGAAAAUUGACGAUCGUGUUCAAGUGCAGUAGCCCACACAGACAAUUAACUGCAAUUAACUGGCCGAGCCACUCCCCCGCUCUCACCGCGGCUAACUUUUGUUCGUUUACCUAAGCUCUAGCCUAGCCCUUGAUGCAAUGAAUAAAAUAGUAUUAUC
Molecule: messenger RNA, 1881 nt
Organism: Frankliniella occidentalis (western flower thrips)
Lineage: Eukaryota; Metazoa; Arthropoda; Insecta; Thysanoptera; Thripidae
Exons: 8
Coding region: 203-1756 (517 amino acids)
Molecular function (GO): protein binding
Source: RefSeq, a predicted model, not a curated record